CAUCAAAAUAAUAGCAAAUUAGAGAGAGGUGCAGGGAAAAAGGGCAGAAAACAUAGCAAAAGCGCAAAGGAAAAGCGAAGGCAAGAGAAGAGCCUGCCCGCCCGGAUUAUCGUUACUCUACCUCCCUCCCAACCCUAACAACAACAAAAUCAAAAGAAACAGAGGAGGAGGAAGAGGAGGAAGAAGAAGAUUUCACCAAAAUUGUUGUAUUUUUCCUAUAAUCUUCUCAACCUUUUUCUCUCAUUCAUUCAUCGAUCAAUCUCAUUGGUCAUUAUUUUAUCCCAAAAAGUCCUGGUUAUGGAUCUUCUUUCAACUGCUUCAAUAUCGGCCUAGUUUUUUUCCCAAAAGGAAGGAAGGAAGGAAGAAGACUCCACUCAGCCUUUUGCCAAUUUUUUCUUUGUCAAUGUGAGUUCUUUCUGCUCAUAAUAUAAAAUUAGAUCCGUUUUGGAUUUAGCGGUUUUUGCUCAUCGGAUUAUGUUCAUGAUAUGAAGCGGUUUUUUAUAUCUGUCAUUAACAAAAAUUAAUCAGCAGAGAGAAAGAAAGAAAGAGUUGAUUAUUAUGUUGUGUUGCGGAGGUGCAGAGGAGGAACCUUAUCCCCCUGCUAAUCAAUACACUGCCCCUCCCAAAGGCAGCCCUUAUGGCGCACCUGAACCAAAGGCUAACCCACCAAGAGGAGUUCCACAGAAGGUGUUGCCAAUCGAAACCCCAAGCAUACCAUUGGAAGAGCUUAACAGAUUAACCGACAACUUCGGCCCCAAGUCGCUGAUCGGAGAAGGAUCCUAUGGUCGUGUUUUCUAUGCAACUUUAAGCGACGGUGUGCCGGCGGCAAUAAAAAAGCUUGACACCAGCACUUCCCAAGAACCCGACACCGAUUUUUCAGCACAGUUAUCAGUGGUUUCGAGAUUGAAAAAUGACCAUUUUGUGGAGCUAAUGGGGUAUUGCUUAGAGGCAAACAACCGAAUCUUGGUCUACCAAUAUGCCUCGAUGGGCUCAUUGCACGAUGUGCUACACGGGAGGAAAGGGGUACAAGGGGCAGAGCCAGGGCCAGUUCUGAACUGGAACCAGAGGGUGAAGAUAGCAUUUGGAGCGGCAAAAGGUUUGGACUAUCUGCACGAGAAAUGCCAGCCUCCAAUAGUUCAUAGGGAUGUGAGGUCCAGCAAUGUGCUGCUCUUUGAUGAUUUCACCUCCAAGAUAGCAGAUUUCAACAUCUCCAGUGCUUCCUCUGAUACCGCAGCUCGCCUGCAUUCGACUCGAGUCUUGGGAACCUUCGGCUACCAUGCUCCAGAGUAUGCCAUGACAGGGCAAAUCACUCAGAAGAGUGAUGUUUACAGUUUUGGUGUGGUUUUGUUAGAGCUUCUCACGGGUAGAAAGCCUGUAGACCAUACAAUGCCUAAAGGCCAACAGAGUCUUGUUACAUGGGCUACACCCAGAUUGAGCGAAGACAAAGUGAAGCAAUGUGUGGAUCCCAAGCUAAACAAUGAGUAUCCACCAAAGGCAGUUGCCAAGCUAGCAGCAGUUGCAGCGCUUUGUGUCCAGUACGAGGCAGAUUUCAGGCCAAACAUGACAAUUGUUGUCAAGGCGCUUCAACCAUUGCUCAACUCCAAACCAGCUGGUCCGGACCCUACUGCUGCUGCAUAAUAUUGGAGAUGAUGAUCAAAUAUGAUGAUUCUAUUACUAACCUCGAUAAUGAAUUCUGAUUUGAUAGAGAGUGAGAGAGUAACACAGAGAGGAGGGGAGAGAUUUGAGGCAGAGUGAGUUGGACUAAACUAGACAAUUGUAUGUAAUUGGUGAAAAAAGCUUUAUUGUCUUCUAGGGGGUGUGAGAUUAUGUAAUCUGAAUGCACAUAAAUUUUUCUUUAUUGUUUGCCACUUGUGGUGGUCUUUUUCUACCCAACCACAACAUUUAUAAUAGUUUGACCUUUUUUUUCUAUUGUAAACUGCAAUGAAUCAUUAGAUUUUAUACUUUGUCUGGUUUCACCGAUGAAUUUGUGACUCAAAUCGCGCAGUCAUAAAGUGUUCGGCCUGAUUUAUGUUUGUUUAUUCAAAAUGAGUGGUGCCAGGUUCGUUGGAUCCGAGAAUUUGAAUUCUUUCUUUAUUUUCUGUUCCAAAUUUAUGAUCUUGUGAGUUUAGAAAAUCCAAUUAAAUAGGCGUUAUUUGGAUUUUUUUAUUGAAAAAUUUGAUGUUUAAUGACUACUUCAGCUCCAAUUUGUUCCAUUAUUCCAACUUUUAAAGGCUAUAAAGUAGGUUUCUUUUUUAAAAUCAUAAAUUUAAUUCGAAAAAAUCAUCAUUAAAUCUGAAAAAAACAAAACCAAUCAAUAUUUUAAUAUAGGUAUUUAUUUUUAAAAUUAAAUAAACAAAUUCAGCCAAAAAACUUAUAUAAGAACCAAAUCUAACAAUAAAAUAACCCUUAUAUAAUCCAUGAAAAUCAUCGUCACCUGAGAGAUUCGAACUCUCGCGGGGAAACCCCAUGUACUUAGUAGGCACACGCCUUAACCACUCGGCCAAAGCGACUUAUUCACAAAUAUUUUUCACUUACUUUAUUUCAACGUCAUCUAUGAUGUAUGUUCUUAUUCCCCAUCGAGUAAUCCAUCGUUUCAAUGGGGAUACUUUACAAAUACGAAUCCUAUAAUAGGCAUGAAACCAAGAGUGUAAGCGAUGGUAAUUCGUAUCCUUUACAUAUACAUGAAUCGUACGAUAAUGGACAUGCAAGAGACAUCAAAAGGAAACCAUACUGUUACAAUGAUACUUAUAUAAUUUUUUUUUAUGAAUUAGUAGGAUAUUUAUUAUGAUAAAAAGAACAAGUAGUAUUUGGCAACACAACUGCCAACAUUAGUUGGUUCACAAUCACCCAAGAUCACUGCUAUCUACAAAUUUGUAUUCAAACAUACUGUAAAACAAAAUACUACCAAAUUAACCUAUAUCAAAGAGCAAUCACAUAGCACAAGCUUAGGUGGUCUAGGUCCCCUCCACUCCAUCACCAUCCUUAACACCUUCUACCUCAUUUUUAAUUUGGCCAAGGAGAACAUAAUUAGUCUUCCUUACCCUUGAAAACUUGAGUUUACAUCUUUCUCUGCAAACUAGCUUGAUUUUAGUUACUAUGGUAUUCACCUUAAACUUUCUAAAUGCCCCGUGCAAUUCCACAUAUCCCAAUCAUCACUAGGAGUUAUUGCAAGUUGCAAAACAAGUCGCAUUAAACAAGUCGCAUGUAUCAUUAGUCGUGUUGAAUUUUUCUGUAAAGCAUCGACGAAACUUAUUAGAAAGGACAAAUCUAAGGUAUUUUUCUCUAAAACUGCUUAUGCCAAUGAUAAAAGAAAUGUUAGUAAGGAGAUUGGCAUCCCAACAACAACUAAUCCGAACAAUCUUCACGUGCCAAGGCUUAAUCCGGAUUUCGUAAUAACAACAUUCUACGUCU
Linum trigynum is the source of this 3411-nucleotide messenger RNA. NCBI's taxonomy places the organism in Eukaryota, Viridiplantae, Streptophyta, Magnoliopsida, Malpighiales, Linaceae. The record is from the annotation of a GenBank genome assembly.